CAAUUAAUCAAAUCAUGGCCCCGUUUCUUCCCCGUUAGACCGUCACUAAGCUUUCGUCUCGUCCCUCCCUUCUCCAUACGUGUAACACGCUACGGAUACUUUGAGGAUAAUACCGAUGGAAAAAUUUGGGUGAACGAUGGACCAACCAGAGGAGAGACUGUUAGUGCGACGGGCUAAACUAAUCAGCAGUGUGGUACUGAUGGUCGUUGAAGCUUGGCUUCUUCAGAUCGAAGGAUGGAUGGGCUGUGUCUCUUCUUAUACUCUGUUGAAUACAAAUUAUAUACUUUCGGACCUAAGGAGGCUUUGUAUACCUUGUGUAGUGGCUCUCGCGGGCUAUCUUCUAUCUUGUAGGUUGCUUGUCAUCGUAACUGUCACAUUAUCUGGUCAGCUGCCUUUAUAAAGUCACGGGGCAUCAAGUAUACUCUAUCGAUCCUGCGGAGUGGGGGUGU
Molecule: messenger RNA, 449 nt
Organism: Aspergillus candidus
Lineage: Eukaryota; Fungi; Ascomycota; Eurotiomycetes; Eurotiales; Aspergillaceae
Exons: 1
Coding region: 137-400 (87 amino acids)
Source: RefSeq, a predicted model, not a curated record